AUUGAAGUGCUUGUGUACAUUUCAGUUGUAUUAAACAUGUCACUGUUUUCAAAAAUUUUAAUUUAUUUAAUUUCUUUAAUUUUAUUAUUGUUGUUAAAUAUAAUAGAAGUUGAAAGUACUGAUCAGAAAUAUUCAUUAGAAACCAGAUAUAUUGAAGUACCCCUAGAUCAUUUUGCUGCAACUUCGUCGCCAAAGUUUUUUAAAUUAAGAUAUCUAAUAAACUCCAAAUACCAUGUUCGAGGAGGACCGGUGUUCGUCUACACCGGUAACAAUGGUGACAUUUCAAUUUUUGCUCAAAACACAGGAUUUAUGUUUGACAUUGCACCCGUUUUCAAUGCUCUUCUCGUUUUCAUCGAACACAGAUAUUAUGGACAAUCACUGCCCUUUGGGAAUGCAUCGUUCUCAUCUCCAGAAAAUUUGCGGUAUUUAAGUUCUACCCAAGCACUUGCAGAUUUCGCAUUCGUCAUAGAUUAUUUAACAAGGAGCUUCUAUGAAAAUGUUAUAACCCAUGAUACUCAUCCAGUCGUUGCUUUUGGAGGAUCAUACGGAGGAAUGUUGUCCGCCUGGUUAAGAAUGAAAUAUCCCUAUUCAGUUGUAGGAGCUAUUUCAUCUUCGGCUCCAAUGUUCUACUUUCCUGGAAUGACAAGCUGCGACUUAUUUUAUGAUAAGGUUACACAAGUUUUUGAGAAAUUUGGACGCGAUCAAUGUGUCAAGACCAUUAAACUAGGGUGGGAUGUCAUCAUCAAUUUAUCGAAAACAAAAUUAGGAAUGGACUUUAUAUCUACUACAUGGAAAUUAUGUGGAAGACUAAAGGGUCCUGAAGAUACCGAAACAUUAUUAAAUUGGUUAGGCAAAAUAUACGUUAAUAUAGCAUUGACAAACUACCAUUAUCCAACAGAUUUGUACACACCUUUACCAGCUUAUCCAGUGAAGGUAUUCUGCGAUAAACUCACCACUUCAUACUUCAACGAUACGAAAGGUCUAAUAGAACAUUUUGGUCAUGCCUUAGAGGUAUAUACCAAUUACACUGGAAAGCGAGUAUGUAACAAUAUAAAUAGUACAAACGAUGAUUACACCGAAUUUGCUUAUGAUUACCAACAAUGCACAGAACUCACAAUGCCUAAAUGUUCAACAGAUGCUGACAUGUUCAUGACGAAACCUUGGGAUUUCGAAAAAUACUCUAUGGAUUGUUAUAAGAAGUUCGGGGUUAGGGCAUUACCUCCCCAAUGGAGUCAAGUGACUUAUGGAGGAAAAAAUUUGAAAUACUAUUCGAAUAUUGUUUUCAGUAAUGGUAUGAUGGAUCCAUAUUCAUGUGGUGGCGUUACAGGUAAUAUGUCUGCCACAGUCUGGGCAUUUAAUAUUUCCGAUGCUCCACAUCACAUAGAUUUGAGAAACUCUGAUGUAGCUGAUAAUAAUUACGUCUUAGGAGCAAGAUCAUUUCACAUUCAAGCUAUAAAGCAGUGGCUUAAUAUGGCAUAAAUUUUAUUUACUUAGACUGUAUAUUACUGCGGCUGUUACAUAAAAGCGACUAUAGAAUUUUACUUUACUGAAAUUCAGCAGUAUAGAAUUAAUUUAGUUAAGUAUCUAAAACGCUUUUAUCGCAGUUGUACUAGGAAAAUUAUAUUAAAUCAUACAAUAAUAAAAUUAUAAAAUAUUUUAUUUUUUUACUGAAAUAAAAAUGGACUAGCAC
Molecule: messenger RNA, 1690 nt
Organism: Psylliodes chrysocephalus
Lineage: Eukaryota; Metazoa; Arthropoda; Insecta; Coleoptera; Chrysomelidae
Source: the annotation of a GenBank genome assembly